Molecule: messenger RNA, 2437 nt
Organism: Frieseomelitta varia
Lineage: Eukaryota; Metazoa; Arthropoda; Insecta; Hymenoptera; Apidae
Product: neuropeptides capa receptor
Exons: 6
Coding region: 1010-2392 (460 amino acids)
Biological process (GO): neuropeptide signaling pathway
Cellular component (GO): plasma membrane
Molecular function (GO): neuromedin U receptor activity
Source: RefSeq, a predicted model, not a curated record
AGAUACAGUUUCAAAUGCGAUAACCGAGUCCAUUGAAAAUCUUAAUAGACCUGAACGGAACGUUAUACCGAUUCUCUUAUCGCAAAAUCAGAAGAGAUGAGACGAAAGGUGUCCAACGAUAUCGUUAAGAAUAUUACGUUCCGUCACACUGUACGGUAGUCUGCUCUCGACAGCGACGAUUGGCUGAUUUACCGUCCUCCCCUUCAUUUCGACCAUUUAUUUUGAUCAUCUGUGUUAAUGACAGCAAGUUAUACGUACAAAACAGAUAUCUCCUUUUGGCUUGUCACCGCGUGCUUCGUUUCAACUUUUCCUUCCAAUUCUCUCUACUCUAUUCGCACUUGCAGUAACAAUAUAUUUCACGAGCGUCACUAUCGAAAUAUGAACGUACUAUAUUAUACCAGUAAAAAUUGCAAGUAAUUGUGCUAAACUGUUUUUCCAGCCAUUUAAUUAUAACUAUAAACAAUAACGCGUUUCUUUGGUGUUGGUGCAUUGUGUAUUCCCGUUUGUGAGAAGAUUCAACAAUGUCGAGAUGAUUUGUAACUGGAAGAAUAAGAAUGGAAAUACAUGGUGAAUCAUUAACAGAAAAGCAGUCGAGCAAACUUACGCCAAGCCCGGUUAAUACAAUACUGAAUAGCCUGCCAUUUAAAUUUAAAUAAAAUGAAUGUAAUGACAAAUGUACGAUUCCUCAUUACGCUAAGUGAAACACUUUCUUCAACAUGUCUUAAGCUCGUGACCUAUUAACGAUCGACCGAUCGUAGUUUGUUGACUCGACAUCGGUUUAUCGCAAGAGGAUGCUUUGUUUACCGAUGAUAAUAAUUUCUAUGAUCACGCAUAAUGUAUUCUUAAAUUAAAUUAAAGGUGAGAAGUAUCGAAGUAUUCUGACCUUUUGUUUAAGAACACGCAGUUUUCCUUUUAAAUGUUCAACGAUCGUGACAGAACUCCUUUCACGGGAGAGUUUAUUUGAUACAUAGUGGAAGAAAAAUUUAAUUCUCCCACUGUAUCACUCAUCAUGGAAACGUCGGACGACGGUACAAACUAUCUCCAUGACUUUUGGAAGGAUUGGGACUUGGAGAAUUUAACAGAAGCCGAAUAUUUAGCCAAGGUGCUUGGACCUAAGUAUUUGCCUCUGAAGAUGGUAAUACCGUUAACGAUAGCGUACGUGACAAUUUUUGUGACUGGUAUUUUUGGAAACGUCACGACAUGCAUCGUAAUUAUAAGAAAUCCUUCGAUGCAAACGGCCACCAACUACUACUUAUUCAGUCUGGCUAUAUCCGAUCUUACUCUACUUAUGUUGGGAUUACCUAACGAGCUGAGCCUCUUUUGGCAACAAUACCCAUGGGCCCUAGGAGUCGGUCUUUGCAAAAUCAGAGCAUACGUAUCGGAAGUAUCUUCUUACGUAUCAGUCCUUACGAUAGUAGCCUUCUCUAUGGAAAGAUAUUUGGCGAUUUGUCACCCGCUUCGCGUUUAUACGAUGAGUGGCUUGAAAAGACCGAUACGCUUCAUUUUGGCUGCGUGGUCGAUUGCCUUGAUUUCUGCUAUACCAUUUGCAAUCUACACGAAAGUCAACUUGGUCGAAUAUCCACCAGGUUCCGGCAAUUACUCGGCUAAUUCCGCGAUUUGCGGCAUGUUGUUGCCCUAUAUGCCAAAUUUCCCUCUGUACGAGUUGAGCAGCAUCAUAUUUUUCUUGAUACCGAUGCUGGUUAUCUUGGUGGUGUAUACCAGGAUGGGCGCGAGAAUCAGGAACAGUACAAAUGAUGCUAUGAACUCGGUGGUGCAGAGCGCCAUUCACGGUGACUCGAGACAAAUUCAGUCUCGAAAGUCCGUGAUCAGAAUGUUAACUGCGGUUGUUAUUUUAUUCUUCGUUUGUUGGGCACCGUUCCACGCUCAGCGGCUGCUUUACAUUUACGCGCAAGAAUCUGACUAUUAUCCAGACUUGAACGAAUGCCUGUACAUUUUAAGCGGAUGUCUCUAUUACUUCAGCACAACCGUCAAUCCGAUUUUAUACAACUUAAUGAGCAUGAAGUAUAGAAAAGCGUUUAAACAAACGAUCUGCUGCAAAACGAGAAUGACAGGCAGGAGGAGUUGGGUGACCGGGGAGUCUCAAGUGCGUAAUAAUAGUUCGAGCGAGAAAGCGCGGAACUUCAGGUGUUCAGUGAGGUACACUAUCAGUCAGGCGAAAGAGAUGUUUCGAUUUACUGCGAGUCGAGAAACUGUGACUAGAGAUGGAAACACGAACGAUAAUGUCGCCCGUAAAUCAUACGUGCUGAAAAAGGAAGAUUCCACGUCGAAACCGCUUCUCAAUCGAACGCACUCAGUUAUUCAGGAGGACAAGAAUUCUGUAUGUAACACGAACGAGGAGAAGUCUGGCUCUACAACUAGUAGCUUUUUGUAAUUUAAGUUGUACAUUGUUAGGUGUUAAAAGUUAUUGUACAUAAUA